AUGACGCUAUUGGAGAGCUGGUCACAGGAGAUUACUGUAGAAAUCUUUGCUCCACAAAUUGCUCUUGCAAAGCAGCUUUUUUCUUAUAUGGUUUCAACGCCAAUACUUCUCUUUUACAAUUCAACAGCUUAUAUAAAAUUUCAGCCAAAACCGAAGCGAGUUCAUUACUCAGUUGCGCUGUUUCUAUUCUUGUGGGCUACAAAUGACUUCAGCCUGAAGCUGGGCAGUGGAGGAUUCGGUUCAGUUUAUGAGGGUAUUCUGUUGGACGACACAAAGAUAGCAGUGAAGCAGCUUGACAGAGCAGGGCAAGGCUCCAAAGAGUUCCGUGCAGAAGUGGAAACGUUGGGAAACAUUCAUCAUCUUAAUUUGGUGAGACUGAAGGGCUUCUGUGCUGAAAAGUCCCACCGAAUGCUUGUAUACGAGUAUCUCCCAAAUGGGUCUCUUGACAAAUGGAUAUUUCCCAACGAAAGCCGUCAACACUUACUAGAUUGGAAGACCAGAUCCAAAGUGAUUCUUCAUAUAGCACGGGGAUUAUCAUACUUGCACAAAGAGUGUCGAGAACGAAUCAUUCAUUUCGACAUCAAGCCCCAGAACAUUCUUCUGGAUGAAAAUUUCAACGCUAAAGUCUCAGAUUUUGGGCUGGCAAAGCUGAUUAACAGAGAACAGAAUGAAGUGAUAACCAUGUUGAGAGGAACGCUAGGUUAUAUGGCACCUGAGUUAUUGGACAUGGAAUUUACUGAGAAGGCAGAUAUAUAUAGCUUUGGGGUUAUGGUGGUAGAAAUUGUGAGCGGCAGGAGAAGCAGAGAGCUUACAUCACCGGGAUCUGGAUUGUUUCCAUUGUUACAGCGUAAAGCAGAGGAAGGGGGACUCGUGGAUUUGGUCGACUCUGAAAUCAAAGAUGAAGGGAUUGGUGCAGAACAGGAGGCAGAGGAAGUGUUGGGAAUUGCGCUGUGUUGUAUUCAGUAUGAUUUUACAAAAAGGCCAGCAAUGUCGACGGUAGUAAAGGCAUUGGAAAAUAUGAGCGAGAUGGACUAG
Molecule: messenger RNA, 1035 nt
Organism: Cryptomeria japonica (Japanese cedar)
Lineage: Eukaryota; Viridiplantae; Streptophyta; Pinopsida; Cupressales; Cupressaceae
Product: G-type lectin S-receptor-like serine/threonine-protein kinase SD2-5
Exons: 2
Coding region: 1-1035 (344 amino acids)
Biological process (GO): protein phosphorylation
Molecular function (GO): protein kinase activity; ATP binding
Source: RefSeq, a predicted model, not a curated record